Molecule: messenger RNA, 3450 nt
Organism: Elephantulus edwardii (Cape elephant shrew)
Lineage: Eukaryota; Metazoa; Chordata; Mammalia; Macroscelidea; Macroscelididae
Gene: DHX34
Product: DEAH (Asp-Glu-Ala-His) box polypeptide 34
Exons: 16
Coding region: 1-3429 (1142 amino acids)
Biological process (GO): nuclear-transcribed mRNA catabolic process, nonsense-mediated decay
Cellular component (GO): intracellular anatomical structure
Molecular function (GO): RNA binding; ATP binding
Source: RefSeq, a predicted model, not a curated record
AUGUCCCCGCCCAGAACUAAGGAGGGUCGAGGUCCCCGAGAUCACCACCGGGCACCCCGUGAGGAAGAGGCCCCGGAGCCUUGGGACUGGAACCGUCCAGAAACACGCCGUCUCCUGGAGGAUGCCUUCUUCGGUGACGAGGAUUCACUCCGCCCCGGUUCCGAGGAGUGCCAGAAGUUCUGGGCCUUCUUUGAGCGUCUGCAGAGGUUCCAGACUCUCAGGACAGCCCAGAAGGAGGAGGAGAGAGACCCCAGGCCCCCCAGGCACAGCAUCCCGGCGCUGGCAGACCUGCCUUGCACCUAUGACGCCCGCUACCGCAUCAACCUCUCGGUGCUGGGCCCUGACCCUCGCACCUCCCGGGAGCUGGCCCGGCGUGUGCCCCCCGAGAGGGUGUCCGAGUUCCGCCGGGCCCUGCUGCACUACCUGGACUUUGGCCAGAAGCAGGCCUUCGGGCGCCUGGCCAAGCUGCAGCGGGAGCGUGUGGCGCUGCCCAUCGCCCAGUACGGGAAGCGCAUCCUGCAGACGCUGAGGGAACACCAGGUGGUGGUGGUGGCAGGGGACACGGGCUGCGGGAAGUCCACUCAGGUGCCCCAGUACCUGCUGGCCGCCGGCUUCAGCCACGUGGCCUGCACGCAGCCCCGACGCAUCGCCUGCAUCUCCCUGGCCAAGCGCGUCGGCUUCGAGAGCCUCAGUCAGUACGGCUCGCAGGUCGGCUACCAGAUCCGCUUCGAGAGCACGCGAUCGGCGGCCACCAAGAUCGUGUUCCUGACGGUGGGGCUGCUCCUGAGGCAGAUCCAGCGGGACCCCCACCUGCCCCAGUACCAGGUGCUGAUCGUGGACGAGGUCCACGAGCGGCACCUUCACAACGACUUCCUCCUGGGCGUGCUGCGGCGCCUGCUGCCAAGGCGGCCGGACCUCAAGGUGGUCCUCAUGUCGGCCACCAUCAACAUCGCCCUCUUCUCCGACUACUUCGGGGGCGCCCCGGUGGUGCAGGUGCCCGGCAGGCUCUUCCCGAUCACGGUCGUCUACCAGCCCCCAGAAGCAGAGCCGGCCGCAGCCAAGUCAGAGAAGCUGGACCCGCAGCCUUUCCUGAGGGUGAUGGAGGCCAUCGACAACAAGUACCCACCUGAGGAGCGGGGCGACCUCCUCGUCUUCCUCAGUGGCAUGGCCGAGAUCAGCAUCGUGCUGGAGGCCGCGCAGACUUACGCCAACCACACGCAGCGCUGGGUGGUGCUGCCACUACACAGCACGCUCUCUGUGGCCGACCAGGACAAGGUAUUCGACGUGGCGCCCCCUGGCGUCCGUAAGUGCAUCCUCUCCACCAACAUCGCCGAAACCUCCGUCACCAUCGAUGGGAUCCGCUUCGUGGUGGAUUCUGGAAAGGUGAAGGAGAUGAGCUUCGACCCGCAGGCCAAGCUGCAGCGGCUGCAGGAGUUCUGGAUCAGCCAGGCCAGCGCCGAGCAGCGCAAGGGCCGAGCCGGCCGCACGGGCCCCGGCGUCUGCUUCCGCCUCUACGCCGAAUCAGACUACGAUGCCUUCGCCCCCUACCCCGUCCCGGAAAGCCGGAGGGUGGCCCUGGACGCACUGGUGCUGCAGAUGAAGAGCAUGGACGUCGGGGACCCCCGAACCUUCCCCUUCAUCGAGCCCCCACCUCCAGCCAGCCUGGAAACUGCGAUCCUCUACCUCCGGGACCAAGGGGCCCUGGACAGUGAGGAGGCCCUCACGCCCAUUGGCUCCCUGCUGGCCCAGCUGCCUGUGGAUGUGGUCAUCGGGAAGAUGCUGAUCCUCGGCUCCGUGUUCCACCUGGCCGAGCCCGUCCUCACCAUCGCCGCGGCCCUAAGCGUCCAGUCGCCCUUCACACGCAGCGCCCAGAACAGCCCUGAGUGUGCGGCCGCCCGGAGGCCCCUAGAGAGUGACCAGGGCGACCCCUUCACGCUCUUCAACGUCUUCAAUGCCUGGGUGCAGGUGAAAUCUGAGCGGAGCAGAAACUCACGCAAGUGGUGCCGCCGCCGGGGCAUCGAGGAGCAUCGGCUGUAUGAGAUGGCCAAUCUCCGGCGCCAGUUCAAGGACCUGCUGGUGGACCACGGACUGCUGGCCUCGGCUCAGGCCCCGGGGCCGGGGGACAGCCACAGCCGGCUGCAGCAGCGCAGGGAGCGCCAGGCCCUGUACCAGCUGAAGCGGCAGCACGAGGAGAGCGGGGGCCGCAGGCGCAAGGUGCUGCGGCUGCAGGAGGAGCAGGACGGUGGCUCCAGCGACGAGGACCGUGGCACCACCCGGGCCACCCCUGAUGACGUGGACAUCCAGGACGUGAAGUUCAAGCUCCGGCACAACCUGGAGCAGCUGCAGGCGGCCGCCAGCUCCGCUCAGGACCUGACCCGAGACCAGAUGGCUCUGCUCAAGCUGGUGCUGGGCCGUGGCCUCUACCCACAGCUGGCCGUGCCCGACCCCUUCAACAGCGGCCGCAAGGACUCGGACCAGAUAUUCCACACACGAACCAAGCAAGGCACUGUGCUGCACCCAACCUGUGUCUUCGCCAGCAGCCCUGAGGUGCUGCACACCCAGGACGCAGAGGGCAAGGGCGGCGAUGGGAACCGAGAUGACAAGGACAAGGUGAGCAGCCGACACCAGCUCCUCCCCUUCGUCUCCCUGCUGGAGACCAACAAGCCGUACCUGGUCAACUGCGUGCGCGUGCCCGCCCUCCAGUCCCUGCUGCUGUUCAGCCGCUCCCUGGACACCAAUGGUGACUGCUCCCGCCUGGUGGCUGACGGCUGGCUGGAGCUCCAGCUGACGGCCACGGAGAGUGCCGUCCAGCUCCUGGCGGCAGCCCUGCGGCUCCGGGCCCUCUGGGAGAGCGCCCUGGACCGGCAGCUGACCCACUGCUCCCGGAAAUGCCUGGAGGAGGAGGACGAGGUCCCCACAGUGGACCGCCGGGAGGUGGCCGCCCUGAGCAGGGACCUGCUGCAGUUCACAGCAACCAAGGUUUCCUACAGCCUCCGGAGACUCACAGGACUGGAAGUUCAGAACCUCUACGUGGGGCCCCAGACCAUCACAGCCGCCCCCCAUCUCCCUGCCCUCUUUGGCAGCUCUACCCUGUCCCCUCAUCCAACCAAGGGGGGCUACGUGGUCACAGACUUCCUCACCUACAACUGCCUCGCGAGUGACACGGACCUGUACAGCGACUGUCUUCGCACCUUCUGGACCUGCCCCCACUGCGGCCUGCACAUGCCCUUCACGCCUCUGGAGCAAAUAGCCCACGAGAACACCUGCCCCAAGGCCCCUCAGGGCAGCCCCCCAGGAGCUGAGGAAGCGGCCCCCGAACCCCUCCAGAAGACAUCAGCCCUGCAGAGACCCUACCACUGCGAGGCCUGCGGGAAGGAUUUCCUAUUCACACCCACCGAGGUGCUGCGGCACCGGAAACAGCAUGCGUGAGCCGGAAGUGGCACCAGGAGC